AUGGAUAUCUCUUUUGAUUUAGAUCUUUAACUAUUUCAACAAAUAGGUCAUGGAGCUUUUAGUUAAGUAUUUCUUGGACAAUACAAUUCCCAAAAGGUAGCAAUCAAAGUACUCUUUUUCUUCAAUUUAAAAGGUAAUGGAUCCUAUAUACAUGGAUUAAUUUAAAAAGGAAGUCGAAAUAUUGGAGUCCUUACAUCAUCCUAAUUUUGCUAAAUACUACUAUGUAAUAUAAUAUUCUAUUUAAAGAGCAAAGAGACAGGAAAUUCUCUUUACAUAGUCUAAGAGUAUUUAGAGGGAAAAACACUUAGUUAAUUCAUCAAAACUGUUGAUAUGGAAGAAACUCACAUAAAACAAAUCGUUAUUGAAUUGCUUAAUUCAAUAUCUUAUCUACAUUCUCAGGAUAUUAUACAUCGAGACAUUAAACCAGGUAUUUGAUAUGUUUUCAAUAGAUAAUAUAAUAAUUACCACAGAAGGAUAGGUCAAACUUAUUGAUUUUGGGCUUAGUUCUCAUUCAGAAUCUAAAUUAUCUUAUGAUAAAUGUGGAACUCUCUUGUUUAUGGCUCCUGAAAUGAUUUUUAAAUAACCAUAUCUUAAAUCUGUAGAUAUAUGGAGUUGUGGAAUUAUUGCUUAUCAAUUAAUAAAUAAGAAACAUCCUUUUUGGGAUCCAUCAGAAUCUACUUCUACUUUUAUUCAAAGAGUUUAAUAAUUCAACCCUAAUUUUUAUGAAAUGGAUGAUUAUUAAAGAUCAUUCUUUUUAAAAUGUGCUGCUUAUUCACCUGAAGCAAGAAUGAAUGCCAAUCAAGCUUUAUAACAUCCUUGGUUAUCAGGAAAAGGAGAAUUAUGGUAACCAAUUACUAUGGCUGAUAUGAAAAGGCUUUUUGAUAAUAAAAUGAAAACUAUUUAAAUCAUUAAAGCCUUAAUGAUGAUAAAAUUAUUAUGCCAAAAAUUUGGUACUUUUAUACCAAGUGAAUUCACUAAUUAUGAAUUUAAUGAUUCGACAGCAGACACUAAUACUAAUUUCAAAUUAAAACUUGUUAGAAGUAGUUCUCGAAAUCCUUCAUUUAUUAAAUAAGUUCGUAGUACAAGUACUAUUUUCUUUGAAAGCAAUAAUCUACCUUCACCUAUAAGAUUUACUCAUAAUAAUAAAAGAGUUUCUAUUUCUCCAAAUAAAACUAUGUUACAUUCUGAGUCAACUUAAUUUGGCUAAAUUGCUAAAAGAAAUAAUUAAGUUAUAAAACUACCGUAUUAUUAUUGUAUAUCUAUUUUUUAGUCCAUUAUCCAAUUCUCCUAUUUUAAAAAAACAAAGAAAAAGUAACUUAAAUUUUAGAUUGAAAUAGUAUUGA
Molecule: messenger RNA, 1343 nt
Organism: Paramecium sonneborni
Lineage: Eukaryota; Ciliophora; Oligohymenophorea; Peniculida; Parameciidae
Source: the annotation of a GenBank genome assembly